AUGUCUGCAGAAGGACCUUAUGAUAUCAACUUUUGCUUUCCAAUCCCAGAGGCUUUGGAAAGCGAACGUGUUAAAUUAACACCACUCAUACCCUCGAAGCACGCGGAGACAUUUUUCUCUGCAACAAAGUUACAUCCCGAGAUAUUCACAUACCUUCCAUUCGGACCUUACGAAGCCGUCGGCGAUUUUGUCGAUACACUGAUUGAAGGGCGUAUCCGCAAGAAUCCGGGCGAAACUCUUUUUGCGAUCUUUGACAAAACGAGACGCGCGAGUGUCACGAAUGAAGUAGAAGAUGAUAGCGCCCUCGCUGGAUUAGUUGGCCUACUCAAUUCUUCCCCGACGAAUCUCGCAAUUGAGAUUGGAUUUAUCAUGAUCCUACCCUCAUUCCAACGCACACACGUUACUUCAAACGCAGUCGGACUUCUUCUCCACUACGCGCUUGAUUUACAUGUUGACGGUGGCCUCGGCUUGCGACGCGCAGUGUGGCAAGCGAAUGCGCUCAAUGAAGCCAGUGUUCGCUCGGCCGAGCGCAUGGGGUUCAAGCUGGAAGCUGUUUUGAGGUGGGAUAGAGUCUUGCCGAUUGGUAAGGAUGAUGCCGGGAAUAAGAAAAGUGAGAGAGAUGGUGAUCCGAGAGCAGGGUGUGUGGGAAGAGAUACGGCGAUGUUGAGCAUUUGUUGGGAUGACUGGGAAAGCGGAGGAAGGGAGCGUGUUGAUGCGAUAAUGGCUAGGCUAAAGUAG
This is a messenger RNA of Laccaria bicolor S238N-H82, 738 nucleotides long. RefSeq lists its product as uncharacterized. Lineage: Eukaryota; Fungi; Basidiomycota; Agaricomycetes; Agaricales; Hydnangiaceae. The transcript is spliced from 2 exons. Bases 1 to 738 code for a protein of 245 amino acids. The record is from RefSeq and is a predicted model, not a curated record. Gene Ontology annotation, molecular function: protein N-terminal-serine acetyltransferase activity; protein-N-terminal-alanine acetyltransferase activity.